ACACUGCUCCCUGAUCCGGGUAAUGGACCUCUAUUGUAGAAAUAUCCUGAUCCAAACGGCACAUAGGGUUUUAUGCAGUUCUAUAAUACCGAAAACUCCGCCCUAAGUUCUUAAUUAGAGUCACCGUCUCCUUUGCGAUUCUAUAAUUUACGAGGUUUGUAGUAUUCAAUUCUCCCUUCGUCUUCAUCCUCCGUGCGCUCUUGUAACUGUGACAAUGGUGGAAUCUCUCUUUGAAGAUAUCUUCAGGAUUGAGAAAUUAAACCCUGACGAUAAAAAAUUGUUCGAAAAAGUUAACCGAAUCGAAGCCAGAAGCGAGAAAUUCGAUAUGUUUAUGCAACUAGAUAUCAAUUCUGAGUUGUAUCCUUUGAAGGCUGGACAAAAGUUUACUCUUGUUUUGGCUCCAACACUUAAUCCAGAUGGCACCCCAGACACUGGCUACUAUAAUCCGGGAAAUCGGCAAUCAAUUGCUGAUGACUAUGAAUACGUCAUGUAUGGCAAGCUCUACAGAGUAACCGAGGGUUCUGGUCGUGAAAAAGCGGAGUUAUAUAUAUCAUUUGGUGGGCUUCUGAUGUUGCUUAGGGGAGAUCACUCUCAUUGCAACAAGUUUGAGCUUGAUCAAAGGUUGUACCUUUUGAUGAGGAAAGUUUGAAGAUUAAGUUAAAAACAAGGAUGAAGAAAGCUUGUCUCUAACAUCAAUGUUUGAUAUACUGUUUUGUCGUAUAUACUAAUGCGGUCUUCACGACCUGAUGUUUUAAAAACAAGAAUUUGGUAAACCUUGAAGUAACUUCUGGUUGAAUUUAUUUACAAAAUUGUAUUGUAAUUUACCCAUAUAGUUGGGUUAGAUAACAGACCAAGGGUUGCAGCAUGACUAUUAUUUAGCUUGGAAUUAGUUUUUAUUAAAUAAAAUUUAGUUAAAGUUAAUCUA
Cicer arietinum (chickpea) is the source of this 925-nucleotide messenger RNA. Its product is annotated as DNA-directed RNA polymerases II, IV and V subunit 8B-like. The record is from RefSeq and is a predicted model, not a curated record. NCBI's taxonomy places the organism in Eukaryota, Viridiplantae, Streptophyta, Magnoliopsida, Fabales, Fabaceae. Gene Ontology annotation, biological process: DNA-templated transcription. Gene Ontology annotation, cellular component: RNA polymerase I complex; RNA polymerase II, core complex; RNA polymerase III complex.